Athalia rosae (coleseed sawfly) is the source of this 2100-nucleotide messenger RNA. It is a transcript of the gene EndoB, whose product is annotated as endophilin-B1. Gene Ontology annotation, molecular function: protein binding. Lineage: Eukaryota; Metazoa; Arthropoda; Insecta; Hymenoptera; Athaliidae. Gene Ontology annotation, cellular component: cytoplasm; membrane. The record is from RefSeq and is a predicted model, not a curated record. The coding region runs from base 348 to 1196 and encodes 282 amino acids. Gene Ontology annotation, biological process: membrane organization. The transcript has 9 exons.
AGUGUUCAAAGUAUUACUGGGGCUAACAAGAGCUGUAGUCUGCUCCUGAUCCUGACCCGUCAUUGAUUUUAUGUGGAUUUAUUAGAAAUAAUGGAUUUCAACGUUAAAAAAUUGGUCAAGGAUGCUGGCACUGCUCUUAGCAGGGUUGUACAGAUGCGCUUUGUGCUCUUGCCACUCUCUGAGGAAUUCCAGCUGUCGUUUCUAUAUUCGAUUUCUGUGCGCAGCUAACUGAAGAGAAGCUCGGUACAUCUGAGAAGACAGAACUUGACGCCCACUUCGAAUUCCUCGCAGACAGAGCUGAUGCGACAAAAAAUUGGACUGAAAAAAUACUCAAGGAUGAGGAGGCAAUGCUCACACCAAAUCCAGGCAAUAGAAUUGAGGAUUUUUUUUUUGAGAAAAUUGACAAAAAAAAGCCAAACAGGCUCAGCAAUUUGGAGUACGUUGGUAUUGACAUGAUCGAAGCAGGAAAUGAUUUUGGACCCGGUACUGCUUAUGGUAGCGCCCUGAUAAAAGUAGGCCAAUGCCAGCAAAAAUUGGGACAAAUCGAGAGGGAUUUUAUUGGUACUGCAGCAAACUGCUAUGUUCAACCGCUGAGAAAAUUUUUAGAUGGAGAAAUGAAGACUAUCAGUAAAGAACGAGGUAUCCUGGAGACCAAACGAUUAGACUUGGAUGCCUCCAAAAAUAGGGUGAAGAAGGCUAGGAGUAUGCUGGGUCAGCAGAAUGAAUCUGGAGUUUCUUACGAAGUUUUACUAGAUCAGGCAGAAAGGGAGCUAAGAGUCGCGCAAUCAGAAUUCGAUCGGCAAUCAGAGAUAACAAAAUUCCUUUUGGAAGGUGUAUCCAGUUCACAGGCAGGUCACUUACGUUGUCUUCAUGAACUUGUCGAAGCACAAGCCCGCCAUUAUGCUCAGUGUCACGCUGUAAUGCAAGAUCUGCAGCGAGAACUAGCUGGCAUGUCUGGAGCAACCUUCCACUCGUCCACUCCACCGUCUCCUUCCGCACCAGCAGAGAAUGGUCAAGAUCGCGCACGUGUCGUCUGCAACUAUGAGGCAAGAGAUCCCAGCGAGCUCAGUCUCAUUCAAGACGAGGUGAUAUGUGUUACGGAGAUACAAGGAGACGGAGAUUAUUUGAUGGGUACUAGGGGUAAUCAGCAAGGAAAAGUGCCUAAGGCUUUCUUAGAGCCAAUCGUUUCUCACUGAAUUCCUAUCAUCUGUGUCAAGAUUUUACGUCGUAGCAAUUUAGAGUUCUCCCUGAUAUGCGGAACACAGAAAGUGGCGAUCUGAUGUUAGAUCAUGGCACUGGCCACUCCAGGGUUAAUUAUGUGGUUCUACUGGAUUGAGGACGAUGCAAUUAUUAGUGGACUAGAUUCACGUCAGUUGUUGCUAAUUGUUAAAAGAAAAGAAGUUAGUGCAAUUAUAUUCCCAUACCCUGCUUACGGCUAGUGGUGAUUGCUGGAUUUAUUGGUAUAUUGUUAAAAUAUGGCAGGUAUAACUAUUAGGAGGGGUAGAAGAACUUGUUACAUUGCUCCAUCACUGUAGAUUAUCCACAAUUAUUUUUUUAUGAGAUUAUAUUGAAAUUGAUGCUGGUUAUCACAUAUGUGAUAACGGAAAUCUAAUUGUAAGUAUUUCGAGUAGUGCACAUGGCUACAUAACGACAAUAUUAUUUGUGACGACCGGUUGAACUUUACGAUCCUUUUUCUUCCAUCUGGAAUACACUGUGAUUUUUUCACCAAAUAUCGUCUGGGAUUGAAGAGCAUGCUUACGAAUGAGCAAUUAUCCUAAAUCCAUACCUUGAUUAAGUUAUUACACAGAUGCUAAAUCAUUGAUCUUCUGUCUGAACAUACAGACUAGGUUUAGGCUGACUGUAGCCAUUGUUUCGAUUCCUAAUUGAUUGUUAUAAAUGUGCAAUAUUUGUUAUUCUUAGUAUAAAAUACUCUCAAUUAUAAUGAUAAAACUAAUAACAUUUAAAAGUAAUUACACUACGGUAAAUACCCGAUUGUUAUUCCUUAUUAUAAAUAACCGUUGUUACCAGUCUUGAUAACAAUAAUUUACUAUCAUCACCUUUAUCUUUGAAAACACGAAUAAAAUGAGAGUUGCCAAUUAA